Messenger RNA from Bombina bombina (fire-bellied toad), 2490 nucleotides. RefSeq names its product thioredoxin related transmembrane protein 1 (gene TMX1). NCBI's taxonomy places the organism in Eukaryota, Metazoa, Chordata, Amphibia, Anura, Bombinatoridae. The record is from RefSeq and is a predicted model, not a curated record.
CUCCCCUCAUAGCAAGUCUCUCCUCCCUCCCCUCAUAGCAAGUCUCUCCUCCUUUCCCCUCUCUACAACAGUUUGCACUUGUGCUGAGAGUCACUCCCCUCAUAGCAAUUCCCUCCUCCCUCCCCUCAUAGCAAUUCCCUCCUCCUUUCCCCUCUCUACAGCAGUUUGCACUUGUGCUGAGAGUCUCUCCCCUCAUAGCAAUCCCCUCCUCCUUUCCCCUCUCUACAGCAGCAGCUUGCACUUGUGCUGAGAGUCCUUUCUCUCUCCCCUCAUAGCAAGUCCCUCCUCCUUUCCCCUCUCUACAGCAGCUGUGUAAGCGUUACACUUGUGCUGAGAGUCCCUCCUCCCUCUCUACAGACGCACGGAACACACAACUCCCACUACCUUAGAGCAAGAUUGACAGACUGAAGAGGCUGGUUAGUCUUCCUUUUCCUCCUGCACUAAGCGGAACUGAUACUUGUUUGCAGGAUACGGGGCUGUGUGUCCAUCCCUGUCAUGGCGCUCCCCACCAUUCAGUGGUGUUUGUUUUGCCUCUGUGUAUUACCAGCAAAUUUACUUGCUAAAAAGGGGGAUGUGAUAGAAAUCACUGAUGAUAACUGGAGGGAAAUCCUGGAGGGAGAAUGGAUGAUCAAAUUCUGCAAAGACAGAAUUUUCAGAAAAUUCCAAGGUUCCAGGACUCACAAAGAUUUUAUAAACUUUGUAAGCGAGAAGGAGUGGGAGGGCGUAGAGCCAGUGUCGUCUUGGGUCAGUCCAGAUUCAGUUCUGAUGAGCAGUAUGUCUGGCCUAUUUCAGCUUUCCAUGCAGAUUAGGCAAUGUCACAAUUAUUUUGUUGAAGACCUUGGUAUUCCAGUCUGGGGAUCUUACAUCAUUUUUGCAUUGAUAACCCUGUUUUUAGGGUUAGUUUUGGGCUUGAUAUUGGUGUUUGUAGCAGACUUCAUUUGCCCAUCAAAGAGAUACCGACCCCAAGGAUUUAAAUAUCCAAAAAAUCUAACGCCCUCUGCAGAAAUGUUACUAAAGCAACUGGAUGAAGAAGAGGAAGACUCCGAUAAUAACGGCGUCUCACAAGACAACCUACGGAAACGUGCUGUGAAAAAUUGAUUUUAUUACAGUUAUAGUGAUCAGAUCAGAAGACUCUAAACUGUAGAUCCUUGCAAGCUGAUGAGACUGCUCUCUGCCCUUCAGAAGUCUUUGGCUGCCGUUGUACUCCUCAUGAAAUAGCCGUCUGUUAAUCAGCAUUUCCUUGCAAAAGUAUAUUUUCCUCUACCUAUCUCCAAACUUGGGAAUUUCCUAAGUUGUUUUGUAAAAUAGUGUUAAAGGGACAUUCCGGUCAAAAUUUAAAUGCACAUAGAUGAAUUAAACCUUUGGAUAGAAACAUAUUUGCAAUAUACAAAUGCUUCUAGAAAAAAGUUAUUGCUGUUUUAGUGUUAACAUUUUUCUCUGCAUGUGCACUUGAAGCAUAGCUAGAUAUUCUCAGUGCACCAGCAUUUUAAAUACUACAGCACUUCAGAGCGCCAGUGGGGCUUGUGUCAUAUCAGCAAUUAACAAAUUGAGUCAUUACUAGACGGUACAAGCAGCUUAGGGUCUCUAGACAACUGCUGUGUUUAAAAUGCUGGUGCACGGUGCAUACUUAAAUACACUUUUUAUACUGCUAUAGCUUUUAUUAGAAGCAUUUUUGCUACUACAUGUAUGUUACAAAAAUGCUUCUAUUCAAAACUGAAAUGCAUCCAUGUGGAUUUCAACUUUGGCUGGAAUAUCCCUUUAAGUAAAAGGAUAAAUGACUGUUCCUUUAUUUUUAUUUUUUAGAACAACAAACUUGUUAGUAAAAUGGAUUCCAGCUAACUCCAGUUUUGCUGCUUGAGUAUCUGUUACAAAAGGAAGCUAAAUAAAGCAGCAUCUACGUUCUUUAAGAAUCUUAUGUUUCAUACAAUGCUCUGUAACCUCUUCUGCUGUUACCAUAUGGUUUACUUGCCUGUCUGUUAUGCCAGGGCUUGACAAAUCCUGGAUCCAGGACAUCUUUAAAAUGGUCCUUGACACCCCAAUGAAAUAUCCUGCAGUGCUCACUGUUUGAGGAGUACACUACUGACUCAGCUUCUGCCCAGCUGAGAGCCGUCUUCUCUUUCCUCUCCUGCAAUCAAAGGCUUAAAGCGUUGCUGCAUGCUCAUUUUGGGCAAUGAAGGAGAUAAAACUGUAUUCCAAGCGAACAAGGGUCAAGUUGUUGCUUCAUGUGUCCCACUGAAAUGCUUUAACUUCUUGAUUAUUUCUGUACCUAGCAACUAAGGUGUUAAAUUCCGAUUUUUAAAGCUUUAGUGACCAUGUCAUCAAGUUUUUAUUAAAGACAGUAGGCAAACAUUUUGCUUUGCCCUCUUAACAAAGGAACAAAAUAUAGGUAUGUAACAUCUGAAUGAGGAGUUGUACAGUAAUCAGUCAGACAAUACAUUUUUACACUUUUGCUGCUACAAAGGAAAUGAAUAAACAGUCUUGAAAAAACAA